Tripterygium wilfordii is the source of this 3225-nucleotide messenger RNA. Its product is annotated as anaphase-promoting complex subunit 2. Gene Ontology annotation, molecular function: ubiquitin protein ligase binding. The transcript is spliced from 16 exons. Gene Ontology annotation, biological process: ubiquitin-dependent protein catabolic process. Lineage: Eukaryota; Viridiplantae; Streptophyta; Magnoliopsida; Celastrales; Celastraceae. Bases 107 to 2728 code for a protein of 873 amino acids. The record is from RefSeq and is a predicted model, not a curated record. Gene Ontology annotation, cellular component: anaphase-promoting complex.
UUGAAAUUCAAUACUGUUUCCCACUCCCGAAGAAACACUCUCUAGCUGCAUUCCACUCCUUCGGUCCUUCCUCACGAAAGAGUGAGAUAGGGCUUCUUCAAAGAAAAUGGGAGAAUCAACUUCUCCAUUCUGUAAUUUAGGGAUUCUCGACACUCUCACCGGCGACUCGAUUCAAGAAAUCAUCGAGAGUUACAGCAACUUCUGUGCCAACACAGAAUCUCUUCUCAAUGGCGAUUUCUCCGUUGAUUCGGAGUUCGCAUGUAACGUGCACGGUCUCUGCAAAUACGGCCUCAACUCUCUUGUUAGGGAUCAAUUUCUGGGGUCUCUGGAGGAGACAUUUGAGAGAAAUUGCGUUUCGAAAUUCUGGCAGUAUUUUGAUGCUUACAGCAAUGUUGCCAUCCUUAACACGAAUGAGCCACCUGUUUACGAGGACUGCCUUCAGCAAGUAUUAUGUAAAGCUUUGGAAGAAAUAUCUUUGGAAAAACAGUAUCAGGAAAAGUGUUUGUUGGUGCUGGUUCAUGCUUUAUCUGAUGAAGAACAUCAUUCAAAUGCUGAAAAGGCUUAUCUAUUUUCGAAAUACCAAUUGAUGGUGUCUUCAGUUCUCAUGGCUAGGCUUCCUCGUCAUUUCCCUGAGAUACUGCACUGGUAUUUUAAGGGAAGGCUGGAAGAGUUAAGUACAAAUGUGGAUGGAGAGUUCAAUUAUGAAAAUGAAUCUCAAGAUAAAGAUGACAUGGACAUAGAUGAGAGAAGUAAAGUGCCCUGCAGAACUGGAAAAAUGGAUAUAGAUGAAUGUGGCCUGGGUAAAUUUUCUGAAAACAAUGCAUUGGUAAAGAACAUUGGAAAGGUUGUUCUCAAUCUUAGAAGUCUUGGGUUUACAUCUAUGGCUGACGAUGCCUAUGCUUCUGCUAUCUUUUUGCUUCUGAAGGCUAAAGUACAUGAUUUGGCUGGCGAUGAUUUCAGGAAUUCUGUUUUGCAGUCCAUUAAAGACUGGAUAGAGGUUGUGCCACUUCAGUUCUUGCAUGCCCUUCUUGCUUAUAUUGGGGAGUCUGUUAGUUAUGAUAGUCCUUCAUCUGUCCCAAAGUCACCUUUGGCUUCAGUUGCACCUUCAUUCUAUCCUGGAAGUAAUGCUCCAUCUGAAGGACUUGUUAGAUGGCGGUUGCGGCUAGAAUACUUUGCUUACGAGACACUGCAAGAUUUAAGGAUUGGCAAACUCUUUGAGAUUAUUGUGGAUUAUCCUGAAAGUUCUCCUGCAAUUGAGGACUUGAAACAGUGUCUUGAAUAUACUGGACAACAUUCAAAGCUGGUCGAGUCAUUUAUUUCUGCACUAAAAUAUCGGCUGCUUACUGCUGGUGCCUCAACUAAUGAUAUAUUGCAUCAAUAUGUUUCAACAAUUAAAGCACUUCGGACUAUAGACCCAGCUGGAGUUUUUCUUGAAGCUGUUGGUGAACCAAUAAGGGACUAUUUAAAGGGAAGGAAAGAUACCAUAAAAUGCAUUGUCACAAUGCUUACUGACGGUACUGGUGGGAAUCCAAAUGCAUCUGGAAAUUCGGGGGAUAGCCUUCUUGAGGAAUUGAAUAGGGAUGAAGAAAAUCUGGAAAACACAGGUACUGAUGAUGAUUUCAAUAUAGAUGACAAGCAAGCUUGGAUCAAUGCCAUGCGUUGGGAGCCAGAUCCUGUAGAGGCUGAUCCAUUGAAAGGGAGCAGAAAUCGAAGGAAGGUCGACAUACUUGGGAUGAUUGUUGGCAUAAUUGGUUCAAAAGACCAACUUGUUAAUGAAUAUCGUGUAAUGCUGGCCGAAAAGCUUUUGAACAAAUCUGAUUAUGACAUUGACUCCGAAAUACGUACUUUAGAACUUCUCAAGAUACAUUUUGGGGAGAGUAGCAUGCAGAGAUGUGAAAUUAUGCUUAAUGAUCUUAUUGAUUCAAAGAGGGCAAAUACUAAUAUCAAAAUGAACAGAAGUCAGACUCCACAUACGGGAUCUGAGGCGGGUGACACUGCUGUAUCUCUUGAUAAUCUUGAUGCUACAAUCAUAUCUUCAAAUUUCUGGCCUCCAAUCCAGGAUGAGUCUCUUAAUGUACCACAGCCCGUUGACAAGCUGCUCUCUGAUUAUGCACAAAGAUUUCAUGAAAUAAAGACCCCUCGGAAGCUAAUUUGGAAGAAAAAUCUUGGAACUGUCAAGUUGGAGUUGCAAUUUGAAGAUAGAGCAAUGCAGUUUACCGUGGCUCCUAUACAUGCAGCAAUCAUUAUGAAAUUCCAAGAUCAACCAAGUUGGACCUCUAAGGACCUUGCUGCUGCUACCGGGGUACCAGUGGAUAUUCUCAACAGGAGAACAAAUUUUUGGAUAAGCAAGGGAAUUCUUUUGGAAUCACCUGGGCAAGACCUGAAUGACCACGUAUUUACUCUGUUGGAAAUAGUGGACAGUGACGAAAGCAUUGGCAAUGGUAGGAAUGAGGAGCUGUUAGUAGGGGAUGAGGAGGGAGAGAGAUCUGUGGAUUCAGUUGAGGAUCAAAUACGCAAGGAGAUGACUGUGUAUGAGAAAUUCAUCAUGGGGAUGCUCACAAACUUUGGCAGCAUGGCAUUAGAUCGAAUUCAUAAUACUUUAAAGAUGUUUUGUGUAGCUGAUCCUCCAUAUGAUAAAUCACUCCAACAGCUGCAAAGCUUCUUAUCUGGCUUAGUUUCUGAAGAGAAGUUAGAACUAAGAGAUGGAAUGUACUUUUUAAAGAAGUGAAUUAUCUUAGUACAUCACUUAGUCCAAAACAACAAGCACUGGUAAGGUUUUCUUUCAGAAGUUCAAACAUUUUUGUGAUUCGGCUUAUUUGGAGUGUUUAUUAUACUCCCUUUCCAUCCUUGAACUAAUUAUUUUCUUCCUUCAGCACUGGAAGUGAGUUGAGAAUUGCAAAUGCUCAAAAACCUUAUGUUGAGCUUUUUCACUGUAGUUUUCUUUGAUUGUAAGAGCUAUCACUUUAAUAAUACAUGCAAACUAAUGAUAGAGUUACAAGGGUGCAACCUAGUCCCGGAAAUAGCCUCUUCACAUAUUAUGUGGAGGUAAGGUCUACAUACAUUCUGCAUGUCUCCGACCCCUCCCACUGCAAGAGUUGUGUAUCGAUUUUUUUUUUAUCAUUUUAAUGAUUCCUUGGGUAAUGUCUGUGUACAUUUUGUCUGUCUCCGACUCCUCCCAUAUGAGAGUAUUGUGUACGGAAGUUAUUGUUUUUCUUAUCAUUUCAA